UAUAACAGUGAGUCAUACAGUGUCAGAAACCACACAAUCAAGUCUAUAAGGGAUACUGAACAAGUACACGCAGUAUGAAGAUUAAAGCAGUGCAUGUAAGCCAACUGGUACGGUACAACUUUCAGGCUACCUGUGCCUCAUAGCCUCACUGCUAAAGUCAAAGAAGCAAACUUGAGACAUUAACCACACCUUGGCUGAUCAGCUGCAUCUGGGGUAAAUGUAAGUUUCUGAGAGACUGCUUCUGCUUUAUGUGGAAGUAUCAGUCUUUCGUUAACUCUUAGCCCCAUAGCUCCAGUGCUAAAAUGAAGCAAACACAUCUUAAAUGGCUUAAUCAAAAAUUAUAUAUAUAUAUUCCCCAUAAUAAACUUCGCAGUCGUGUUCCUUUUGAAGAGAUCUACAUAGACAGCGCGUCUUAUGCUUCAGAGGUAAUAGGCAAAGCAAGUCAGCUGCUGUGCAGGAAACCUUGUUUAGUCACAUGCUUGUGGUAACACAGGCCACUUCAAUGGAACUGGACUGCUCAUGUAAAGGACAAAGGAAGGUAGGCAUGAAAAACAGAGAGUCACUGUUCUGAAAACACAGAACUCAGUCUGUCAGAUCUCGAAGAUCCUCAAGGUGUGCCCAAACACAUUCCUCAACACCUACUGCAUUGCGUAGCACAUGACAUAACCUGGUACACUCAGACAUCCAAAUCUAUAACCUUACUGUAUAUGACAAUAACACGAAUGUACAUCAUGUAUAACGUAAAUGAACACAAUGUUUAAUAUAAAUGUGUGUGCUAAUAAUGUACAUAUGUAAUAAGAGUUGUGAUACUCUGGUCUGAGACUGAGUGGCUCUGGCUGGGUGGGGCUGAGUGAUUGGUCAAGGUUUUGGCCCUGUCCCGUACAGAGAGAGACGGAUAGGGGUGGUUUGUGAAUUUCAGAGGUGCUUAGAUGGACGAACUUGGGUCAUUUACCCUUAAUAAACCUUGCUGUUUCAUGAUUUGCUUGUUGUUGCUCACCUGAACCUUACAUUUGUUUCCUGAAGUCCAGUUUGUGCUGAAUCAUGCACUGGAGGUUGGUUUGGCAGGUAGCACUAUCUACCUGGUUUCUUUUCUUUUUUUUCUCAGUGAGUUUUCACACUGGCGCACACCUGUUUUCCUGCCUUAUUUCAAAGCGCCUCUGACGGAGCUCUGGACAGCAUCCACAUCCAAAAGUCAAAAAAGGCCACGACUGAGGACGUAGGAUUUCAGCCAAGAAAUGAUGUCAAAAGCUUCCAUUGGACAGUCUCGAAACAUCGUCAUAGGCAGCCUUCUGCUGCUGUGCUCUGCAGUUAUUUUCUACAUUUACUAUGAGCCAACUAUGAGCUGGCGGCCUUGCUCUGAAACUCCACUAUCCAAAGAAGACAUCUGUACAAAGGCAUGUCUCCAUGUUCCUAAGGUGGAGAACCAAAGUCAAAUUAUUACUAAUUGCACUUCAGUCCAGGAAAAGAUGUCAGCCAGUCAAUCACCAAGUUUGGAAAAGGAAGAUGCUGCAAACCCCCAUGAAUCUGAGACAAUUGUCUUAAUAUGGAAGUGGCCUUUUGGAUACCAGUUUGAAUUGGAAUCCUGUGAGUCAGAUUAUGGCAUUAAAGGCUGUCAUCUAACAGCUGACAGAAAUCUAUUUGACAAAGCACAUGGUAUAAUGUUCCAUCUUAGAGACAUCGGAGGUGAGGUACAGUACCUGUUGACAUUAUCUCGAUCUCCACGGCAGAAAUGGGUAUGGAUGAAAAUGGAGUCUCCAGCUAACUCACCACAGCUGAAUGGAGCAGAUGACUUAUUCAACCUGACAUCAAACUAUAGGAGAGAUUCAGACAUCUGGGUUCCUUAUGGACGAAUCAAAGAAAUCUCUGAUAAGGACGAACCCUUUAAAAUCCCAGAAAAAGACAAAUUAGUCUGCUGGAUUGUCAGCAACUGGAACAACAACUAUAGACGAGUGGGUUACUUCAAUGAAUUGAGCCAACACAUCAAAGUUGAGACUUAUGGACGGCACUUUGGUAGAUAUGUAAACGGUGAAGAUUACGGUCCAAUCGUAUCAAGCUGCAAGUUCUACUUAUCGUUUGAGAACUCCAUCUAUAAAGACUAUAUCACAGAGAAGCUCUUCAGCCCGAUGAGACUUGGCACAGUCCCUAUAGUUCUCGGUCCAUCCAGGGAGAAUUAUGAGGAAUUUAUACCGAAAGAUUCUUUCAUCCAUGUUGAUGAUUUCAAAACACCACAAGAAUUGGCAGAACAUCUCAAACGUGUGGACCAGAACCAGGAGAUGUAUGAAAAGUACUUUGCUUGGAGAAAAGACUUUGCUGUGCAGAACACUUUGGGUCACGAGCAUGCUUGCCGUAUUUGUGAGCAUUUAAAGAGGCACAAGAAUUUCAAAAUAUUCAAAAAUGUUAAUAAGUGGUUUUGGAGCUAGCUGGAUUGUUGCAACGUCAGCUUUGUGGUGUUGACUCAGAGGAAAAGCUUGAUAACAUAAAGAAUCUAGAUUCAAAUAUCUGGUAUAUUAUGUCGGCUAUAGUCAAGAUCUAAGCCAGUCAAGAUCCAAGCCGUAGUUUCAGAUACCUUUCAUAUAUUUGAGAAUAGCCUCCUACAUGAAUGAAAUGUGAUCUUAUCAAAUGUAUCCAGUUCUAAAGCAGCUGAAGAAGUAACAGAUCAUGUGAACAUUAUCUGGAUAUUUUUGUUCAAAAGUAUUUUUAAAAAGUCGAGUAAGAAUCAUCUUCCAUCUGUCUUCAAUCUUUAACAAUUCAAGUUUAUGAUGCACGUUAUUUAUGUUGGUUCUAUAUGGACAUUGCAAUGUAAUUCUUGCUACCUUAUUUAGCAUUUUUGCAGUUUCAUCAAAUGUGUCUUUGCUGCAUUUGACCAUAUUGCAGCAGAAUAAAUUACAACUAAAUUACACAGUACCAGUGAUUCUGACAGUAGUUUGUGACAUUGGUGUUAAAAAUGUUGCGCAUCUUCUUAUUACUGAUUUAGUUGCUUUUUAAAAUGAUAUUCUCAAUAUGUUUUGACUAUGAUAAUUGCUAAUUGUAACACCUAAAGGUUGUACCUCUUGAACUUGUACUAUGUCUUCUUUGCCUGUAUUUAAUGUUAACUUUUAUUCUCCUUUCGGUGAUGAUUUGGAUCCUUUUUGUUUUCUGUACAUUCAAUAUACGUUGUUUUUUUUGGGGGGGGGGGAGUUGCAGCAAUUUUUCAGAUGUUUUCUCAUUUUGUAUAGGUCUUAUAAGCUUUUCAACCUCUUCCUCAGUUAUGUGACAUUUUUUUAAUUCGCACUGUUUUUCUUUCACAACAAGCUCUUCAAUAUUUACACAUGCCUGUUCACUGACUCUCGUCAACUGAUCUCGUUUUGAAGAUUGUCUAUUUUCUUUAUAAAAUUUGCAGUUUUUCCUGGUUUGGUUAAGAAAGACCCUUCUAUCUCAAUAAAAGAUGCCAAUGAGUUAUCA
Pygocentrus nattereri (red-bellied piranha) is the source of this 3441-nucleotide messenger RNA. Its product is annotated as 4-galactosyl-N-acetylglucosaminide 3-alpha-L-fucosyltransferase 9-like. Lineage: Eukaryota; Metazoa; Chordata; Actinopteri; Characiformes; Serrasalmidae. Gene Ontology annotation, molecular function: alpha-(1->3)-fucosyltransferase activity. The transcript is spliced from 2 exons. The coding region runs from base 1236 to 2420 and encodes 394 amino acids. Gene Ontology annotation, cellular component: membrane. The record is from RefSeq and is a predicted model, not a curated record.